AAUAAACAACUGGGUACUUCUAAACUAUUUACAAAAGAAAAUCGUACUCACAACCAAAAUUAGAAAUGAUGGAUGUCUUUUUAAUGAUUCGGCGAAAAAAGUUAACCAUCUUCACAGACGCCAAAGAUACUACGACUGUUCUAGAGUUGAAGAAAAUGAUAGAAGGGAUACUAAAGGUGCCUCCACCAAGUCAGAUGUUGUUCAACAAGGACAGCCAGCUGAUGGAGGAUGAGAAAACUCUUGCGGAAUAUGGACUGACAUCGGCCACAGCUAAAGCUCAAUCACCCGCACCCAUCGGACUGGCAUUAAGGAAAGAAAAUGGCGAAUUUGAAGCAUUGGAUUUGACCCCAUACUCAGCACCACCGGACCUGCCUGAUGUAAUGAAGUCACAGGAGACUAACGGUCAAGAACAGAUGGAUCAACACUAAAGAACUCGGCAACUUCUGGACUACGACACUAACAUCUCGGUAUCGACUGUACUGUAAGGUUUGCGAAGGCCCGGCGCGGGCGCACGCGACGCGCUCAUUCGAUACAUCAACAUAUUUUGUUAAUGUUUUAUCAAUUAAUUUGUGUUCCAUUUUAACACUAUUCUACACAGUUUUUAGUAUUUUUGUGAAGCUUGGACGUAUGUUGUGCUUUUUUUAGUGUAUUGACAGAAUUUUUAACAGGUAACAUUAUCGCGGUUGGAUGUGAUAAAUUUUAGCGUAUUUUGAGUAGAUAUUGGAAGUAUAUUCAGCAAUAUGGAUUAUAGAUACUACAAUAU
This is a messenger RNA of Papilio polytes (common Mormon), 763 nucleotides long. It is a transcript of the gene EloB, whose product is annotated as transcription elongation factor B polypeptide 2. Gene Ontology annotation, molecular function: protein binding. The transcript has 5 exons. Gene Ontology annotation, biological process: transcription elongation by RNA polymerase II. Bases 66 to 428 code for a protein of 120 amino acids. Lineage: Eukaryota; Metazoa; Arthropoda; Insecta; Lepidoptera; Papilionidae. The record is from RefSeq and is a predicted model, not a curated record. Gene Ontology annotation, cellular component: VCB complex; elongin complex.